UUUAGUCCCCAACACUGAUGAGCCGAAACUCCAGCAAGUGAAGGUGCCUCUCCCUCUUCCUCCGCCUGCAUCCCACGCGCACCGCCGACUCGUCGGCGAGCGCCUCUCGGCGAUCUCAUGGUCUCCGGCGGCAGCGAUAUGGAUUGCCGCAACCUCAGCGAGGUCGCGGUGGCCUGCCCCUCCGACGACGCCCUCGUGGAGAUCCUCUCGCGCGUCCCCGCCAAGUCCCGCUUCCGAUUCAAGUGCGUCUCCAAGCCCUGGUGCGACCUCAUCGCCGACCGCCUCCGCUGCGGGAAAUUUCCCCAAACCCUAGAAGGGUUCUUCUUCGGAGGCAGCAGCGGCAACAACUUCAGGCAUUUCGUCGACCUGUUAGGGAGACCUUCGCCUCUCGUCGACGCUUCGCUCUCCUUCCUCACUGAAUUGCUUGAGAUUGAGAAGAUCGACCUUCUGGGCUCCUGCAAUGGGCUCGUCCUCUUUGGGCACAGACGGGUUUCAGACAUGUAUGACUCCCUGGGCUAUAUUGUGUGCAACCCUGCGACCCAGCAAUGGGCGGCCGUGCCUAGCUCUGGCUGGACUCCAUUUCCAUUGGACGAUUUGGAUGAUGAACGCACCUGCACCUAUCUGAUUUUUGAUCCGGCUGUCUCCUCGCACUUUCAGUUGGUCCAGUUCAAGCAGGAUGAUGAGGGAGUGUGUCUCCAGUUCAGGCGAAAUAAUGAUGAUGAUGAGGGAGUGGCAGAGGUGCGGACCUACUCGUCUGAAAGCGGGGUGUGGAGUGAUAGGGCAAGCGAAUGGGGGGCACAUGGAUGGAUAGUAUCAUAUUUAGGGAGUGCACUUGUUAAUGGCAUGCUGCAUCUCAUGGUUGGUCGUGAUUAUGAAAGGGAGGAUCAGAUAGUUGCAGUGGACAGGGAAGGGAAGAAAUGUAGGAACAUCCGCUGGCCAAAGGAGCGUGGUGAUAUUGUUUUUGUUGGUCAAUCCCAAGGGCGCCUGCAUUGCUUUAGUGCACGUAUAAAUGGCACUAUCGAGAUGGCUGAGCUAUCUGUCUGGGUUCUUGAGGACUAUGAUACAGAAGAAUGGGUUCUGAAGCACACUGUGAACUUUGCACAUCUGUCUGGAAAAUCGGAUUGGCCAGAUGUCUUGAACUGCUAUUUUGUUUCCAUUCAUCCACAUUGCAAUUUGGUUUUCUUUGUCCGGAACGGGAGCCAGAAACUGGUAUCAUAUAACAUGGAUAAUAAGGAAGUGCGUGUUCUCUGCACUGUUGGACGCGACUUUGAGUGUAUGACCCAGUAUGUUCCAUAUUUCUCGGCGAUAUCAGUGCUUGCUAAGAAGUACUGAAAUUGUUCGUUGCGGGAUACUCCUCGGUAUGUUUAACAAGAAAUCAAGAAUCGAUACCCUAAUAAGUUUAGACCAGCACUACCAACUUGGAUAUAUCUACUGCAAUUAGAUGAUGUAUUUUUGCUGCUGCUUGAAUCUGUCCCUUAUGCUAUUGGUCCAAGUGCUACUGCCAGUUAAGGCAUGCAUGUAAGGUAGCUUUAUGCAUAUAGCUAUCUAAAUGCAUGACAAACUUGUGUAAGAUGCUACCCAGCAUUUCAGAAUUGUAACCAUCUUACAUGCUUAGAUCAUUUUUUUGUGGGACUUGCUUUUAGCGGCUGAUUACUGAUAAUGAAAAUUUCUUAUCUAUUUAUUUAUGCUGAA
Panicum virgatum (switchgrass) is the source of this 1692-nucleotide messenger RNA. Its product is annotated as F-box protein At5g49610-like. Bases 118 to 1332 code for a protein of 404 amino acids. Gene Ontology annotation, molecular function: protein binding. NCBI's taxonomy places the organism in Eukaryota, Viridiplantae, Streptophyta, Magnoliopsida, Poales, Poaceae. The transcript has 2 exons. The record is from RefSeq and is a predicted model, not a curated record.